UACCAGCAGUGCCUUCCAACGAAUCAACAUUUCCCUUCUUCGCUGUCCCCUCUCAUUCGAUCUCUCCCCUCCCUCUUCUUAAACCGGGAGAGAUCUUUUCCCUUUUCCAUCCAACUUCUCCUUCUCCUUCUCCUUCUCCUUCUCCUUCUCCUUCUUCUGCUUCUUCUUCUUCCUCCUUCUCCGUCCAUUUUCCUCUAUCAAAAUGGGUUGCGGAGAGUCCAAGCUUGCUAUCUCCACUGCCGACGGCAUUCUCCACCGCAAGAAAUCAUCCGCUAGUCGAUCUAAGAGCGGAAGCAGAGCAGCUGAUGGAUCCAAGACCGGUGCUGCCGAUUCCUCUGUCGCUGAUUUGAAGGUUCCGUCUCUGAACAAAAUCGAUAGCUCUCUCAAGGUCGUUGAAUCCUCCGAGAAUAAGGUAGAGCAGCGAGAUGAGAAGAAGAUCGAUGAUGUUGCGAAGACCGAACCGGAGGUUAAGAUAGAGCAGAAGAUCGAUGCGGCUGUGAAGACUGAAGGAGUGAAAACAGAGGAGAAAAGAGAGAAGGAGGUUGCCGGCGACAAUGAGAAGAAGGAGGUUGCCGGCGACAGUGAGAAGAAGGAGAAGGAGAAGGAGGUUUCCGGCGGCAGUGAGAAGAAGGAGAAGGAGGUUUCCGCCGGUGGUGAGAAGAAGGAGAAGGAGGACGGAGGGAAUGGCGGUUCUGUUGAAAAACAGGUGGCCGGAGAAACGAAAGCAGAGGAGAAGAAGGAGGACGGUGUUAAGGGGAGUGAAGUUAAGGUCGUAGAACAGGGAGUAAAAGCCGUUGAGGAAAAACCGUUGGGCGGAGAAGUUGAAAAGGCAGGAAUUAAAGCUGCAGAUAAAAAGGAGGUGGCCGGAGAAACGAUUAAAACGGAGAAGAAGGAAGGCGGGGCUGUUGAAGAAGGAAUCAAAGCUGCGGAGGAAAAAAAAUUGGCUGAAGAACCCAAAGUAGAGAAGCAAAAUGGAGAGGCAGUGAAAUUGAAGGAAGAAAGUGAAGCUAAGAAGGAAGAAACCCAAAGCUCAGCACCCACUCCACUACAAGACAAGAAUCUCAAAGAUCCCAAGGAAAAUGGAGGUGAUUUGGGAGUGAAGAACUCAACAGCAGAGGAAAAGAAAAUAGCACCAACUAAGUGAUAAAAUGAUUUUGUGGCCAAAUUGAAAAAUGAUUGGAGAUAUAGUUAUAUAUAUUUACCCACACACACACACAUAUAAUUACAAAAGAAAUGUUAAAUGAUUUUUAUUGUCUAAAUAAGAACUCCUGUGGCUCAAUAACAAGUGUAAAUGAUCUGUACUUACCUAUUUUGUAUUUUUCUUUCUCUUGAACUCCACUUUAUUACGUAAAGUUAUGUGCAAUUGAUUUUGAGUA
Molecule: messenger RNA, 1376 nt
Organism: Cucumis melo (muskmelon)
Lineage: Eukaryota; Viridiplantae; Streptophyta; Magnoliopsida; Cucurbitales; Cucurbitaceae
Exons: 3
Coding region: 203-1144 (313 amino acids)
Source: RefSeq, a predicted model, not a curated record